AUGUUAACAGCUAAUAUUGAACCUAUACAUAGUUCAGACGCUAUUACCAGUGUCAAUUAUAAAUCGACAGGUUCAAUAACUGAAACCAUGCCAUUUACUGUUCUGCUGCGAUGUGUAUUUAUCAGUGUUCUAGUAGUCGCACUACUGGUUGCAGCUUUAGUUGGCCCAUUUAUUUAUUUUGGUCGACAAGAAAAGAAUGAAAAUGAGUCGAGAAGCUCUUCUUCUCAGACAUCUGGAACUACUGUAUCAUCAACACGUGCUCUAACUUCAACAGUAACACUGUGUCCAGCGACCUUUCAACUUGCAUAUUCCUAUUCGCUUACUUCUGGUCAAAGAUACUGGCCUGGAUCUGUUACCGUGAAUGAUAUUGAUAACGAUGGGAAUUUAGACAUUAUUGCCGUCAAUCCUAGUGAAAAUAAUGUGGUUAUAUUACUCAGCAAAGGUGACGCAACUUUUAAAUCACCAGUGACACUCUUUACUGGAGCAAACAGUGCUCCUCAGCUAGUCUUUGUCGAUGAUUUCAAUCACGACCAACUACUAGAUCUUGCUGUCAUAAAAAAUCCGGUACCAAGUAUUGGUAUAUUCCUUGGAAAUGGCAAUACGACUUUCGUCAGAGAAGUUGCGCUUCCUCUUCGAGGAUAUAACAAUCCGACAGCGAUAGCCAGCGCUGAUUUCAACGAGGACAACUGUUUAGAUUUGGUUGUAGCAAACGAUUAUGGUAAUAAUGUAGGUGUGUUAUUCGGUAAUAACAACGGCACUUUUCAAAGUCCGAUACUAUUGGACACCGGAGACUGGAGUUUCCCAAGUUCAGUUGCAGUCGCUGAUUUCAAUCAAGAUGCACACAUUGACAUUAUCGCCGCUGGCUCUCUUAGUGACAUUAUCUAUGGAUUCUCUGGUGAUGGCUAUGGAUCUUUUACUACGCCAAUACUGUUAUCAUAUAAGCAGUACUGCGCGCCUAGCACCAUUAUUGUGGCUGAUUUUAAUGAUGAUAAUCGAUCAGAUAUUGCUGUGACAAAUUCGAACUUAUACAAUACGGGUAUAAUGCUUGGCAAAUAUGAUGGAACAUUCACAGAACAAACGAUAUAUUCAACUGCAGCUUAUGCUGGUAACAAUCCGAUGGUUGGCGGUGAUUUUAACCAGGACAAUAUAUUAGAUAUAGUUAUCCUGAGUUAUCACACGCCAUAUUUGAAAAUAUUACUUGGUAUUGGGAAUGGAAAUUUUCUUGAACAAACGAAAAUGUGGACUACUUCGUUCAGCAGUAGAUUACAGACAGUGACUGUCGGUGACUUUGAUAAAGAUAAUAAAUUAGAUCUCGUUGUUACCGACUCCGUUAACAAAACGAUUCGAGUUUUCUUGAACACGUGUAAUUGUUAA
Molecule: messenger RNA, 1374 nt
Organism: Adineta ricciae
Lineage: Eukaryota; Metazoa; Rotifera; Eurotatoria; Adinetida; Adinetidae
Source: the annotation of a GenBank genome assembly